AUGGCAACAAUCGACUCAGCACAAGCGCCUGAGGCUGCAAAUAGCUCGGCGGCAGCGAUCGCCGACAUGCCCCAAGAAAGCACGUUAGAUAGCAAUACCAACCCCGAACCAGCCCCUGAAAAUCACGCCACCACCUCGACUACAGAAGACGCCGCGAUAGACGCAUCAGCAAACAAUGCCGAGAACGCCGCUGCCCCAGCAGCCGACGGCACGGCCGCUCAGCCUCCCAUCACCAAAAGCCAGAUGAAGAAGCUGAAGCGACAAGCGAUGUGGGCGGAGCGUAAGGAAGACCGCAAGCGCCAGCGCAAGGACAAGCGCCACGAGAAGCAGGCCCACAAGCGAGCUGAGCUGGCUACUAAGAUUGCCGAGGCCGAGGCGGCGGGGUUAGACCCCAAGGAGGUGCUCGCCGCCGAGCGCAAGGGCAUUGAGAAAGCCCGGCCGCAGACGGUGCCCGUCACCUUCAUCAUGGACUGCGACUUUGAGCAGUAUAUGAACGACAAGGAGCUGGUGUCGCUCUCGAGUCAGGUCGUGCGCUCGUACUCUGAGAACAGGAAGAGCAGGAUCCAGGCCCACCUCGUGGUCUGUCCCUGGGGAGGCAAGCUGAAGGAGCGGUUCGAGACGACGCUCGCUAAUCACCACAAGGGCUGGAAGAAUAUCCAAUUCUUGGACCAGGACUUUGUCCAGGCGGGCAAGGCUGCCCUGGAACACAUGAAGGGCCCGAAUGGCGGAAAACUGAUUGGCGCACUUGCGCCAAAGGAGGACACUGUGAUGGAAGAGGCGGAUGCGGCCGGUACAGAAAAGACGCUGGAAGAUCCAACCCCCGUCCCGGAACCCGAAAAGGAAUCGGCAGAGUCCUCCAUAGUAUACCUCACUUCAGACUCGCCCUACACGCUCGAAAGGUUAGAACCCAACACGAGCUAUGUAAUCGGCGGCAUCGUGGACCGCAACAGACAAAAAGGACUUUGCUACAAACGGGCUUGCGAAAAUGGGGUGCGAACUGCCAAACUUCCGAUCAGUGAUUACUUGAUCAUGGCAAGCCGCCAGGUCUUGACGACCAACCAAGUGCUUGAGAUCAUGUUAAAGUGGCUUGAGUGUGGCGACUGGAAGGUGGCUUUCCAGUAUGUCAUCCCCAAGCGUAAGGGGGCUGUCGUCAAAGAGGAGAGCACAGAGGCGGGUCCUGCUGAAGAAAAUGAUCAGGAUGGUGAUAAUUACGAUGAAAAUAACGAGAAUGGCAACGAGGAUGAUAAUAAAGCUGGUGAUGAGAGUGGUGAUGACAAGGAGGAGGCAAAUGGCGAGGCCGAAGCAGUCUCGAAUACCCCCGAUCCAGCACAAGACAAAUCAAGUUAG
Pyricularia pennisetigena is the source of this 1347-nucleotide messenger RNA. RefSeq lists its product as uncharacterized. Gene Ontology annotation, biological process: tRNA N1-guanine methylation. Gene Ontology annotation, cellular component: nucleus. The transcript has a single exon. Bases 1 to 1347 code for a protein of 448 amino acids. Lineage: Eukaryota; Fungi; Ascomycota; Sordariomycetes; Magnaporthales; Pyriculariaceae. Gene Ontology annotation, molecular function: tRNA binding. The record is from RefSeq and is a predicted model, not a curated record.